Spathaspora passalidarum NRRL Y-27907 is the source of this 1428-nucleotide messenger RNA. Its product is annotated as permease. The record is from RefSeq and is a predicted model, not a curated record. The transcript has a single exon. Bases 1 to 1428 code for a protein of 475 amino acids. Gene Ontology annotation, biological process: transmembrane transport. Lineage: Eukaryota; Fungi; Ascomycota; Pichiomycetes; Serinales; Debaryomycetaceae. Gene Ontology annotation, cellular component: membrane. Gene Ontology annotation, molecular function: transmembrane transporter activity.
AUGAGGUUCUUACACGAGGGUAUAGACCGCAUUAAUAAGUACUUGCCAACUACUAACCAAUGGUUGAUCUUGUUUUCGUCAAUCCCAGUCGCCCUUUCAACUGGAACUCUUUUUGUUUACUCCAUAUAUGGCACCCAGCUUGCUGAUAAAUGUAAAUUGGAAGCUGCCCAAGCAGCCAAUUUAAACAUCAGUGCCACAUUAGGAACAGCCAUUGGUGCUAUAUUAGGAGGUUAUGUAACUGAUGUAUAUGGGACUCAAAUUCCCAUGCUUAUCAGUUCGGUCAGUAUUGCUGUUGGGUACCAAUGGGUGUACCGGCAAUACCAAUUAGGUGCAGGCAGUAGUGUUUUGCAAUUACUUUUAGCUAUGUUUCUCGUUGGUGUGGGAUCAGUUGCCGGGUAUUUCAGCGCCAUCAAAGCCGUCACAGUUAGUUUUCCCACAUUCAAAGCCACAGCGCAAAGCAUUACAAUUGCCUCGUUUGCGAUAUCUUCGUUAGUAUACCUGGUAAUCAAUACCCGUGUUUUCCACGGUGAUGCAGAAAGGUUUCUUCGUUUUUUGGCCAACUCUUGCGGAUUAAUGAUUUUCAUAGGGUUUGUGUUUAUUCGAGUUGAAGGUCAUAUCGAUGAAGCCAAGCAGACCAGUGAAGCGAUUUCAGAACUGACCAGUUUGUUAAGUGAAGUCGACUCAACAUCAGGUGUUGAAUCCGCGAAGGAACAUGAUUUAAAACACAGCAAUUUACGCGCCACACUUUUGCAUCCCGUAUUUUGGUAUCAUUAUUUUCUUUUUGCAAUUGUCCAAGGAUUAGGGCAAAUGUAUAUCUAUUCAGUUGGUUUCAUUCUAAAAGCUCUUCACUAUUAUUUCAGCCAGAACCAACUAGAAACAGUGACUCCAUUGCACCACUUGCAGGCACUUCAUGUUUCCAUUAUUGCUGUUGCUUCCUUCCUCGGAAGAUUAAGCUCGGGCCCCACCUCCGAUUAUUUGGUUCACAAAUUAAAUUCUCAAAGACACUGGGUGUUAAUUUUAGGGUUGGUGUUUAUGUUACUGGGACACAUCAUGCUAUCUACAAACCUAUCAUCGUGGACUUUUGACAGUGUCAACUUGUACAUGUCGAUCAUCUCCGGUCUUGUGGGGUACGCCUAUGGGUUCAGUUUCACGAGUUACCCGGCCAUAGUCUCGGAUAUUUUCAAUAUGAAGCAUUACUCCCUGAUUUGGGGCACCACAUAUUCGGCGACUGCAUUGGGUCUUCUGGUCAUGACCAAGGUGUUUGGACAUGUCUAUGAUUUGAACUCGACAUUUUGGGAUGGCGAGGAUUAUGUGUGUGCCAAGGGGUCAGGGUGUUAUCGUCUUACGUUUGUGAUUACUUCUGGAUUAUGUCUGUUUGCCAUGAUCCUUGUCUUGUUCUAUAUUUAUACCAGAGAUAGACAUGGUUAG